Messenger RNA from Colletotrichum navitas, 977 nucleotides. RefSeq lists its product as uncharacterized. The record is from RefSeq and is a predicted model, not a curated record. Bases 172 to 726 code for a protein of 184 amino acids. The transcript has a single exon. Lineage: Eukaryota; Fungi; Ascomycota; Sordariomycetes; Glomerellales; Glomerellaceae.
CUGGAAGCAGGGAUUUGAGAUCGCGGGACGGUUGCGUCCAGGGAAAAAAAUUGGGUGACAUCUCGGCGAAAUACGAAACAUGGGAGAGGAUUUGGAGGCUUGACCCACCGCAAUUAAACGCGGAAUGAAACGGCGCAGAACGGCACAAGCGGAUCAUCUGGGCCCCUCCAAAUGAACGUCGGCGCUCAGGCUGAUAUCGGAUCCAAACGCGAUAUACAGCCUAAAGCUAAGGAACCCAUUAAGGGAGGGGGAUCCGAAUGGCGUGAACCCUACUCAGAAGGAGAUGACACGUAUUUCCUUUGUUGUGGGUUGCAAGCGAUUGCCAUCGGUAGCUGCUCCUGGAAUGAAGAUACCCUAACCGGUGCUGCAGUGUGUCGGCCAACCAGCGGGCACAAAGGGCCAGACGCACGAUUAAGAUCCUUCACUUGCGCUCGGCGGAUGCAGGGUCCUUGUCCCUCUCACUCUAUCUGCCCUCGGAAUCGGUGUCCACCUGCAAUGAUCUCCGGCCGGGGGGGAAUCCUUUGUUUGUUCCCACACUUGCUCCGUCGACCCACUCCGAGACGGGCUGGAGACCCUCCGGGAUCCUGCGGACCGCGUCGGCGAUUUCGAAUACAGGGGAACAGCGCAAACGACUGUUUGAAAGGACUGUUCGGGUGUAAAAGUGGACGUGGUUUGUCCGCGGUUGAACGAGGUCGCCCGUGGUGUCUGUCUAGUCGCUUAGGAUGAUGCGAGGCAGCGCUGUUCGGGUUUUACAACCAGACGGCUACCACCGUCCCAAUCUGACGAUACGUUCUUGCCAGUAAGUCUUGUUUGAACCGGAGCCUGGACGCCUGUGAUACUCACGACAGUCGACAUGUCGUUCCUCCGCUUCUUGGCGUGUCUCUCAUAUCGAAACCUAAGCAAGGCGUUAAGUGGAGGCACAGAACCAAGCUUGUCCUCGGAUCAAUGACUUGGCAUCCUCGAAUGUGUUGCUGUGA